AUCAUGAAAGAGAGAUGAGAAAGACAGAAAAAAAAGAGAGAGAAAGAGAAGCAGUACCUCUCACUGUGUGUCUCUGACUUCGAUGCAUGCAAGAGGAAGAUGAUGAAAAAAUUAUUGUGAUUCAACAAAACAAGAAAAAAAAUAAUGUAUAGAUUAGAGAGACUGUUAUUACAUGAUAUAUAGAUGAAAAAAUUAUUUGCUGCUGAUGUUCAUCACUGCAAGGAUUCUGCAUUUGGGUUUCUCUCUGAUUGAAAAAACAAGGAAAUACUGAUUUCAUCCUUUUUUAAGAGGAAUGGAAGAUUUUUGAUCUCAUGGCUGAUUCUUCUUCCAAUUUCUCUUUACAUUCUGAUACAAUAAGCACAAGACAGAUAAGUUCCUCAUUUUUUCACACCUCUGUCUUACCAGAUUCUGAAUCUGCUUGGAGCCCUACAUCUCCUCUGGAUUACAAACUCUUCUCAAAUCUUAGCAAUGUUUUUAGCGCUAAGUCUUCUCGACCUUCAUACCAAACUGGCCAUAAGAAGCAGUUUGAUGGAAGUAAAGUAGGCCUUGGCAUCAUAACUUCUCUUGUUAACGAAGCCAAACUUAACAAUGAGAUCCUUGGUAAAUUUCCAAGGAAAAAUAUAAUUUUGAGAUCACAGGUGAAGAAGAAUGGAAUACUUAAAUUCUCGAAGAAUAACCAUGAAUCUCUUGCAUCUUGUUUAAAAUCCAAUUCCUUGCCCAAAAACUAUGUGAUUUCAACCGAAAGUCCUAAAUCAGAAGUUGAAAGCUUUGAUGAUAUCGGUCGGGAAUCUAAAGGUCUCAGAGGUAUUGUUGCCUCUUUGUCUGAUUCCUCUAGGCCUUCUUCAUUAAUCAACUUGAAUCAAAAUUUGAAUUUAGGAACCGAUGAUUUGUUUGUAGAAGACACGUCUACGGUAUCGAGUUUGCCUCCGGUUACAAAAGGAAGUUCACUAGUAGAUAAUUCUUUGAAAAUUACAGCAAGUUCACUUCCAAUAUCCAUUGAUUUCAGUAAUGGAUAUGUAGGCUCACUCUCUGCAAAAGAGAUAGAGCUUUCUGAGGAUUAUACUUGUAUAAUUUCUCACGGUCCGAACCCUAAGCGGACGCAUAUUUUUGGUGACUGCAUUUUGGAAUGUCACAACAAUGACUUUACCGAGUUCUGCAUGAAAGAAGACCCGCCUUUCAGAUCUUCUCAGGUUCCCAUGUUUUCAGAAGAAUCAGUACCUCAUCAUUUUGACAAUGUUACAAGCUUUUGUCACUCGUGUAAUAAGAAAUUAGACCAGGGUUCUGAAGACAUUUAUGAUUAUAGUGGCGAGAAAGCAUUUUGCAGUUUUAAGUGUCAAUCGGAGGAAAUUUUGGCAGAAGACGAAAUGGAGAAAACUUUCACAAACUCAGAAGAGAGCUCUCCUAACUCAAGUUACCAUGAUCUCUUCCUCAUGCAAGUAUCCAAAUAACAUGCUUUAUUUACUUUAUUUGGAGACAGUAUCCAAGUAAUGAAAUUGUUGUAGACAAAUUUAUUUGCAGACAAUUGCCUAUGUGUAUUUGUUUUUGCUUUCACCUUUGGGUUAUUGCUGUGCAAGUAUGCUAUGUGUUAGUUGUCAAGAACCAAAUUUCAUGGUUCUGUGAGUUGUAGCUAGGAAAGGAAGAGUUUUCUCUAUUAUGAAUAACUCAAAACAGUUAUGUGCAUUGUAAUGUUUAAUGGAUGAGUUGAAAGAGGCCACCGGGCCCUCGCACAUCCCUAUUUUACUGUUUAUCAUUUUUUUUUUUUUA
Cicer arietinum (chickpea) is the source of this 1764-nucleotide messenger RNA. RefSeq names its product FCS-Like Zinc finger 10. Lineage: Eukaryota; Viridiplantae; Streptophyta; Magnoliopsida; Fabales; Fabaceae. The record is from RefSeq and is a predicted model, not a curated record.